Molecule: messenger RNA, 1011 nt
Organism: Vairimorpha ceranae
Lineage: Eukaryota; Fungi; Microsporidia; Nosematidae
Product: trna-dihydrouridine synthase
Exons: 1
Coding region: 1-1011 (336 amino acids)
Biological process (GO): tRNA dihydrouridine synthesis
Molecular function (GO): tRNA dihydrouridine synthase activity
Source: RefSeq, a predicted model, not a curated record
AUGGAUUUAAGCACUGGCAUCAACUCAGAAAAUUUUAAAACUAAAGAAAUUUGCCUUGCUCCAAUGCUUGAUGUCACAACUGCCAACUUCAGGCGAUUCGUAAGAUUAACGUCGGAGCAUACAAUAUUAUUUACAGAGUUAAUAGUUGCAAAUACUGUAAUUCAUAUCGACAAAGAAAAGCUUAUUGAAAGACUUGGUGAUAUCGAUGAACGAACAGUUGUACAAAUCGGCGGUUCGGACGUAAACGAAAUUGUAAAUGCGAUUUGUGUUUUAAAAGACGUGGGGUGUAAACAUUUUAAUCUGAAUGUAGGAUGCCCAAGCACAAGAGUGCAGAAAGGAUGUUUUGGCGCAGUACUUAUGAAAAAUAAAGAAUUAAUAUCAGAAAUUAUUAAUUCUGUGUAUAAAAAGUGUGAUAUAGUACUUUCGUUAAAAAUACGUACAGGAGUAGAUAACUAUGAUACAUACGAAUUUUUUCGUGAUUUUGUCCAUUUUUUAGUGAAAAAUACACCAGUAAAAAAGUUUUACGUACACGCUAGAAAAUGUUGGUUGCUAGGGUUAUCCCCCAAGCAGAAUAGAAAUAUUCCACCUCUUAAUUAUAGCUUUGUCUACAAAAUUAAAGAAGAAUUUCCGCAUGUUUUAUUUAUACUCAACGGUGGAUUAAAAAAAAUAGCAGAUUUUAAUAAAUUAUUUUGUAAUAAUAAUUUAACUUUAGAUGGAAUAAUGAUUGGUAGAGAAGCUAUUAAAAAUAUUUUAGUGUUUAGAUCCUUUGAAAAUUAUUUACAUGAGUCAUCACAAGAUACUAUUUUUUCAGUAGUAAAAAAAUAUUUAAAUAAGUUUGAAUUAUCUAAACCUAUAACAUUUAGAAUUUUAAAUCCUUUACAAAACAUUUUACAUGGACAAAAGGGUACAAAGAAAUGGAAAAUAUUUUUAAACGAGUCAGUUCAUAAAAAAAAACUGACUGUAUCAGAUUUUAUAGACGAGAUUGAAUCAUUGGGAUUAUCAGACAUUUAG